AAAAUAAAUUUGAAUUUAUUAAUUUCAAAUAAUUCCCAAAUUUAAUUAAUACGCUUUAUUAUUAUAAAAUAAACAAUUAAUAAUUCAAUGAUAAUACAAUGCACUUUUUACAAUUUUGUUUCUAUAAAUAUUUAUUUAUAAAUUCACAUUUCUAUAAAUAAUUCCCAACAGAAAACACCUUGUCGAGUGACAGAGUCAUUUCUGAUUUUCUAGAAUUUUUGAUUGUUCUAGAAGAAAAAGUUGUCAGUCAGCUGAUUAGCUAAUCAAUAACAAAUCCUUUGGGGUAGUAAAUUUACUUUUUUUGGGGCUUAAAAUAGUUAUGGAAUCUCACAGGGUUGAAGUGUACAUUUACGAUUUGUCUAUGGGGAUGGCUGCCCAUCUUAGCCCCAUGCUAAUUGGCAAGCGAAUUGAAGGAAUCUGGCACACCUCUAUAGUGGUCUACAAUAGAGAAUACUUCUUCGGUUCUCAUGGGGUAGAAAGUUGCAACCCGGGUAAGACGGCAAUUGGAACUCCUAAAGAAAUCAAAUACUUAGGAGACACUCAAGUUCCGUAUUCGGUUUUCAUUGAGUAUUUGAGUGGAUUGGCUCACAGCUCUUUCACUGGCAAAUCCUAUCAGCUCUUCACCCACAACUGCAACAACUUCUCGGAAGAAAUCGCCCAGUUCCUGUGCGGCGUUUCGAUCCCGAAAUACAUCCUCGAUUUACCCAACGAAGUCCUCAACGCCAACUUGGGACAAAGCAUCGCCGCCCUAGUUGGACAACUGGAAAAAAGCGCCAGGCCUAUUGAAGAAGAACAACAACAGGCCAUAGCCAGAGAAAAUUCGCCGGAUUUGUCCAAGGAAAUCGAAGAGGCCAGAUACAAUAGUUUUGUUUUGGAACAACGCAGGAAAACCCUAAGGGAAAAAUUAGCGAAAAAAGAAAGGAAAAAAGAGAAAAAACGCAAGAAAAUCUUAGACGCUGGUGGUGUUAUACCUGCUGAAUUAGAAGAAAUUGCAAUGGCUGACACUGAAGCUUUAAACGGUGACGAACCUGCACCUUUACCGUCAGAACAGGCUUUUGCUCUAGAAGAAGAGGAAAAAAGGGAGGACGAGGCUAAAAAAAAAGCCAGAGAUCCACCAAUUAUUUAUAGGGAUUUUAUAGAUGUAAAAGAAGAAUUCGAUGGCUUAGUCUCAAUAAUAGACGGCAAACUAAACCCCGAAGAACAAAAAUCAACUGAAGAGCUUCAACAGUACAUGAUAGGCGGCGAAGGAAGUUGGGCAUUGAGUGACGGAUUCCUAGAUUACAUCAAUCGAUUAUUGAACGACAAACAAUUACCAGUAGAAGCCAGAGUGAAAAUAUUAAAUUUACUUGCCGCAGCUGCCCUUAAAGACGACCUUAUUUUAGUUUUACAUUCAGACAGAAAGGAUCAUGUUAUAAUGAAUUAUGCUUUCGAAAUCGAUAGAUUGAGCAAGGAAGAACAAGAAGCUCUUUCAUUAUUUGUGGCAAAUAUGUUUGACAAUCUGAGCUCUUCCGAGUGGCUCCUCUACAUAUCCGAGUGGUCUUUCAACAAUCAACAAAUCAGCAAUAUACGAGUAACGACAAAAGUUGCAGUGCAUUGUUUGCUCUCUGACAAUGCAACUUUGCAAGACAGAGGGGCCGCUAUUAUUUACAAUUUGGCCUCUAAGGAGGUAAAAACUGUGGUUUUCGAUGAUAUAGCAGUCGAAAUAACGAUGGCCCUUUUGCAAUAUUUCAAUCAGAAACCGUCGGAGGAGCAGCUUUUUAGAUGUAUGAAAUCGCUGGCGCGUUUUGCUGAAAUUUCCAAGCAAGAAGUACCGCAGCUGAUUCAGAUGAUCGGGCCCGAUCCUAAAACUUUUAAGGGUACCAGCGAUAGGGUAGAUGCCUUGAUUGAUCAGAUUAGUACUAGAAUUCGCUAAUUAUAAUCCAAAAAUUGAAUAUAAUUUUGACUUUUCUUUGUUGUGCUAUUCUUGUUUUAUAAGUACUUGUUGUAUUUUGAUAAUUCUCUAUGAGUAAUAUGUUUUUUUUUUUUUUUAAUGAUGUUUUUGUUAUUUAUUGUAUUGAUUAAAGAUUAUUGGAUAAUAUUGAA
Messenger RNA from Ceutorhynchus assimilis (cabbage seed weevil), 2082 nucleotides. NCBI's taxonomy places the organism in Eukaryota, Metazoa, Arthropoda, Insecta, Coleoptera, Curculionidae. The record is from the annotation of a GenBank genome assembly.